Acipenser ruthenus (sterlet) is the source of this 2212-nucleotide messenger RNA. RefSeq names its product caspase-8-like. The record is from RefSeq and is a predicted model, not a curated record. The transcript has 10 exons. Gene Ontology annotation, molecular function: cysteine-type endopeptidase activity; protein binding. NCBI's taxonomy places the organism in Eukaryota, Metazoa, Chordata, Actinopteri, Acipenseriformes, Acipenseridae. The coding region runs from base 313 to 1884 and encodes 523 amino acids. Gene Ontology annotation, biological process: proteolysis; negative regulation of extrinsic apoptotic signaling pathway via death domain receptors.
CAUGCAGCACUACCCUAUGCGAGCUCCCUGCGAGAGCUAUGCUGUGCGAGCCUUCGUUCUGCAGCGUUAUGCUCUUCAGACAUCACUGUGACCCUGCCCUGGGUGAUAGUCUCUUGCAAUAGCUGCAGAGCAACAGCUCAGACUGAUGAGCAAGGAAGUCAGUCAGCUGUUUUUGAACAACCAAUGACAAUGUGUUUGCCCUUUUCUCUUUUAUAUAUAUAAUUACACACAGAGGGAUUCACUGCCGAGGAGCUGGUUUCAGUGAGCACCACAAUUACAGAAACUGGGAUCUAGGCCGGUAAUCGUACCACCAUGGAUCGUAGUGUCCUUCACGAAAUCGAUGAGGAUCUGGGCUCGGAAGAGGUGGUAGCUUUGAAAUUUCUGUGCCGUGAUCACAUCCCGAAAAAGAAGCAGGAGGCCAUAAGAGAUGCCAAAGACUUAUUUAUCAAACUGAGGGAGCAGGGAAAGCUGGGGGAUGACGACCAGGUCAUUGUCCCUGAGCUCCUCUACACAAUUAGGAGAUUCGACCUGCUGAAACUGUGCGGAACGUCCAAACAAGAGGUUCAAAACAGACUCGACACGCCAGGAAAGAUAUCUGAAUACAGGAAAAUGCUCUAUGACAUUUCUGAAAACGUAACUACAAAUGAAGUGAAGGCAAUCAAAUCCUUGCUGACUGAAGAGCUCCGCAGGUCCACAUUGAAAGACAACGCAACUAUACUUGAUGUUUUUGCGGAAAUGGAGAAGAUGGAGAUAUUGGGAGAAGACAAGCUGAAUGAGUUAGAAUAUGUGUGCGGUAAAACCAACAAAGACUUAGUCCAAAGGAUUGAGGAGUAUAAACAGAAACAAGCUGCAGUAACCCAGACGCCCGAUCCCACUGACUCGUGCCGAAGUGCAGCUCCAGUUUCUCCUAGCAGAGACGCCUCCAGAGAAGAUCCCACCAGACAGCCUCCACAGCACUCCCAGCAGUUUGGAAAUCAUACGCGUGAUUUACAAGGCCAGCGAUCUUCACCAAACGGUGAAGUCCUCCUGAGUCUCAGCCUUGAUGCGGGGCCUGUGUCUGUAGCAUCUCUGGACAACAAGGUUGAUGCUUAUAAAAUGACGAGCAGGCCCAGGGGCUAUUGUGUGAUAAUAAACAACAAGGACUUUGAAAAAGCAAGGCUGAAAGUUCCUUCACGACCUUUGAACGACAGAGAAGGCACAGAUAUCGAUGCUGAGUAUCUGACGAAGGUCUUUAAGUGGUUGCAUUUUGAAGUUGUGCAGUACAAUGACCAGGCAGCAAGUGAAAUCCGUUCCACUAUGGAGGAGUAUCGCCAGCAGGACCACAGUAACAGGGACUGCUUCAUCUGCUGCAUCCUCUCCCAUGGAUUGAAGGGAGCCAUUGAGGGCACAGACGGCUCUUCUGUCUCCAUUCGGGAAAUAACCUCCUAUUUUACUGGCAGUAGUUGCCCUUCUCUUAAGGAAAAGCCAAAGGUCUUUUUCAUCCAAGCUUGCCAGGGGCAAAAAACCCAAAUAGCUGUGAAAAUCCAUGCAGACGGUGAAGGUCCUGCUUCACAACCGGAAACUGAACCCGAGCCUGAAGCGGAUGCAGGCCCAGUACAGGCGGACACCAUCCCCAACGAUUCAGACUUCCUCCUCGGCAUGGCUACAGUGGAGGAUUACUUAUCCUACAGAAGUGUCUCCAAAGGUUCCUUCUACAUGCAGGCCCUGUGCAGGAAUCUGGAGCUGCUCUGCCCCAGCAAUGAAGACAUUCUGAGCAUCCUGACCACAGUGAACAGAGAUGUGAGCAGCGAAACCUUUAUGAACAGAGAAAACGUUACGAACAACAAGCAGAUGCCAGAGCCGAGAUAUACCCUGACAAAAAAACUCUUCUUCCCUACAUCUUGAGUGUGAAAACAAAGCUGAAAAGAAGCAAAUGUCUGUGCUGCCGCUUAGCAAUAAAUGGAAAAAAAAUGUAAUGUAAAAAACAGUAUCCUAUUCCUUUCUGCUAAUUUGGUGGAAUAAAACUGCAUUUAGUCAUUGGAUUUAGAGCAUCUGUUCACAAAGCGCAUGGUUACCUGUCAGAAUUGUAUUCCAUCAUGUUAAUGUGUUUUUGUAACCUACAUACACAUACAGUACAAUACAAUACAAGGUCAACUACAUUGAAAUUGCUCUUUUAAUCUUUAUCAUACAGGGUCGCUUCAAAUACCUGUGUUGGAUUUUGUACCAGACUCAA